Megalops cyprinoides (Indo-Pacific tarpon) is the source of this 1528-nucleotide messenger RNA. RefSeq names its product forkhead box protein M1-like. Gene Ontology annotation, molecular function: DNA-binding transcription factor activity; sequence-specific DNA binding. The transcript is spliced from 8 exons. Gene Ontology annotation, biological process: regulation of DNA-templated transcription; G2/M transition of mitotic cell cycle. The coding region runs from base 185 to 1528 and encodes 447 amino acids. The record is from RefSeq and is a predicted model, not a curated record. Lineage: Eukaryota; Metazoa; Chordata; Actinopteri; Elopiformes; Megalopidae.
CACAAUUGGGCGGAAUAGUUAAAGCUAUAGUUUUUAAAACCGUCGUCGCUCUGAGAUCUCAAGAAUGGAUACACAUGGCACGCGUCCACGUAGUCAACGGUACCUAUGACUGAAAUUGGAUGUGGCUAAAGUCUCUUAGUCUUUAGUCGCCUUAAAUGUGUGCGGAUCAAACCCUUUCAGCACCAUGGAAAAUCCUGAAAAUAAAGAAAAUGGGAUGGAUUUGGACAACAGUCUGACCAACAUUAACUGGCUGGGACGGUUCUCCUGUCAUGCAAUUGUCCCAGAGGAAAACAGGAGAGUUGCAUCAAAACUAAAGGUAGUAAAACCUCCCACAGGAAACCCAGUAAAGAGGCCCCAGCACUCUUAUACAGAGCUUAUCAAGCUGGCCCUUCUCAGUGCCCCUGGCAGGAGGCUAACACUCCAGCAGAUCUACUCCUGGGUAGAAGACCACUUCCCAUACUACAAGUACCAUGCCAAACCUGGCUGGAGGAAUUCUAUUCGCCACAGCUUGUCGACACAGGAUAUCUUUGUACGUGAGGCAGCAGGAAGUGGCAGAAAUUCCUACUGGAUGAUGAAACCAUGCCCUCAGUCCAACAUUCUCCUGUCUCUAGAACGACCUAAAAAUGUUACUUCCUCAGACAUGGUGGCCAAAAAAGACUUUGGGAAGAAAAAGAUGCUUCCGUUGUUACCCCGCAGCGUGCUGCACUGCCUGGUCCCUGUCUCUGUCGUCAUUAGCACCCCUGCUAUCAGUGCAGCAUCACUGAACCCCGCAGCCUGCCUUCCCACCGAGUGUAAUACCAAGAGAGUUAUCGCCCCGAAGCUGCCCAUUGCAAAGUUGUCAGCUACACAAAAGCAAACUACAGACACAUCUCAAGUAUCUCAAGUAUCAAGCCACAGUUCAAAGGAUGCCAUUAUUGUCAGACGUUGGAACAGAGUCCCCCAACAGAGCUCUCGUCAACGGCGGAAACAGAGGCUUCAGACAUUAGAGGAGCUCCAUUCACCAUUGCAGGCCAGUCUCAGCACUUCCAUUGACUCGGGGCUCGGAUGUGAUAAAACCAGCUCCUCUAAACUGAAAAUGAGCUAUGAGAUGGUCAGUCCCUCUACUUUCACAACUCCCAUAAAGUCCCGCGAGGAGCUUGUCACAUCAACACCUUGCACUGAUCUUGCCCCCGUCUCUCCUAGCGAGGCUUUUCCCUUGCUAGAGACAGGUCGCACACCCCCUGCCUCCAAGGCGAGCUUUUUGGAUGGCAGCUUCUUUAAGUCACAUGAAGCUAGGAUUGUGGGGGAGGAAGAUUUCGGUCUGAGGCCUUUCAGGGACAACACACAAUCUGGAAAUUGCCACAGAGAUGACGACCUGUCUGAUUUCUCAUUCCUCAGCUUCACACCCAUUAGAGGAACAGCUAAGAAGGAAGGGGAGUCUGGGUUUGAAGCACAUAAUGAAAGCUUGGGUCUCAUCUUUGCUGAUUUCUCUCCUGGCCUUGAACAGGGAACCGACCUGGUUAAUAUGAGCUGGUCAGAAUUUACUUAA